UUGAUUUGCCAACCUUGGUGGCUCCUCGCUUUGUUAGGCGUGGGGUUAAAGCGGUUAAAUUGACCGAGCUGAGAUUCCUAGAGGGACCCCAGUUUAUUUAUCGGCGCCCCCUUCCUUUUCCUGCCGCUGCCUCUCUAUGGCUGGAUAAUAAUAAAUAAGAAAAUAAUAAAAAGGAGAAGCAGCCUUUUGCAUGGUCUAAACUUGGGUGGAUCUCUGGGAUCUCCUGCAAGGGAGAAGCCGCAGCAGAGGCAGACGCUGGAAAGAGUACAUUAAAUAAUGCCAAGACCGCGGACGUUUCCUAUUUCUGAGGUGACCCCUUUGCUUGUUGAAGAAAGGGAAGCAAUAGUGCAGGAGAAUGGAAAAAUUUCUGGAAGAAACCACAUGGUUUGGAGAAGACUUAGUGAGAAACUUGCAAAGAAGAAAAUCGACAUUUCUGCAUACAAUCUGUACCUAGCUGUCCUCGGGGGUCACUAUGAGGUCUACCAGACCUUGGGAAUUUGUACAGAACCUGCUGCUUCUGACCAGGGAAAUCAUGAGCAUUCAUCAACUUUAUGCUCUGAUGAGUCCAGAGAACACAAUAUGCAUGGAAGCACUGAGGAAAGCGAGGAGGAGUACUUUUUGAGCAAUCAAAAAAUUGCUGAUGAAACUCUGGACAGAAAGAAAUUCACAGUCACAUUUUCUACAGAGCAAUGGGCUGAGAUUUCACCAGAAGAUGUGACUUACAGGAGCAGGAGAGAGAACUUCAUUCGAACCUACAAUAUAGAACUUGAGAAGAAAUUUGCAGAACCAAACAAAAUGGAAGAACUGGGCCUAGCGGGCCCUGAGGCCAAAGAAGAAUUGGAGGCAGGAAGACAAGAUCUUUGUGUUGUUCAGGUUGGGACCAUCCAGGAGCUUCUGACCAGGGCAGCCCCACCACAAAUUAAAAAGGAACCAGAUGAGGCGCUUCAACAGCACUGGGAGACCCAGUGGCAGGACUUCCUGAGGAGGAUGCAGUCUCCUCAGUCAGGAUGGGGGCAGCAGAGCCCACGUCUGCCUCAGCUCUGGUCAAAGGACAAUUCUGAGGACUUCCAGGCCUCCGUCAAGGCCAUUGUGGAUACCAUCCGGUGGCCUGCAGGAGAGCGCAUGGCCCAGCCCUUGCCAGGCCUACUCAGAGAGUCCAAUGAGGCCGGUCAAAGGCUGGAUCCUUCUGUGAAAGUGAAGGAAGAGGUUCCGGAUGAGGAAGACGCCGCCAGCUUGGAGUUGCGUUGCCGGCGCUUCCGGCGGUUUGGCUACAAGGAGGCUGAGGGACCCCGAGAGGGCUUGAGCCGACUCCGUGAACUUUGCCACCGGUGGCUGGCACCGGAUACACAUACCAAAGAGCAGAUUCUGGAUCUGGUGACCUUGGAGCAGUUCCUGGCCAUCCUGCCUCCGGAAAUGCAGAGCUGGGUGAGAGAACGGGGCCCCGAGACCUGCGCCCGAGCGGUGGCCCUGGCAGAGGAUUUCUUGCUGAGGCUGUGUGAGGUCAAGGUGCCAGGACGAAAGGUACAGGGGCCUUUGGACGAGGCAGCUGCUAAUUCCCCCAAGGCAGAAUGGGAUCCGUCAAACGCCACCAUGGAGUCGCCUCUGCCCAUGGAGGUCAAGCCGGAGGAGGAUGAAGCUGAUGGGCACAUUUGGAUGGACUUUGGCUUGCAAAGACCCAAGAAAGUUGAUGGGAUGCCAUUGACAAGAGCCAAAGGGGGGUUACCCCAGGGUCCGGAGGAGCUAGAAGAGUUGGCGGGGAGAGAGAUGUCCCCCUCAGAACAGCCAGAGGAGACAGAAGGCAGAGCUUUCCCAUAUAACAAAGGUUUCAAUGGGUGUCCCUCCCAAAAGGGCCUUCUGGAAGUUGUGGGAGAGAAAACAGGCUUUAGCGGCGAGAAAAGCUGCCCUCCGAGAGCGGACCUUCCCAAGAAAGCCCAGAAGAUGUACGAAUGCGCCUACUGCGGCAAAAUCUGCAACAGCAGCGCCCACCUGGUGAUCCACGAGAGAAUCCACACGGGCGAGAAGCCGCAUAAAUGCUCCGAGUGCGGGAAAAGCUUCACCCAGAAAGGAAACCUUACCACACACAAGAGGAUCCACAUGGGGGAGAAGCCCCACGAGUGCCGGGACUGCGGGAAAAGCUUCAGCCGGAGGCAACAGCUCAUGAGGCAUGAGAGGAUCCACUCGGGAGAGAAGCCCUACAGAUGUGCCGUCUGCGGGAAAAGCUUCUGCCGGAAGGACUCUCUCAUCACCCACAAGGGGACGCAUGUGCAGGAGAAGCCCUUCGAGUGCUCAGACUUUGGGGAAGGCUUCCCUUCUAAUGCUGGACUUCAAAAAACGUAAUAUAUUCAUGCACACCAGAUCAUAGACAUGUUCAUAAUGGGGGAUUUGACUGUAUUGACACCCAGGAUAGUUAAUUAAUGACUGGAGUGUCAGACUGGGACUGGGGUGACACUCUGCCUGGCCUACCUCGUAGGGUUGGUGUGAGGCUCAAAUGGGCAGUGGCAGAACACCGUGCUGCCCUAAGCUCCGUAGAGGAACCUCCCCAAACCUGCUGCCCUUCGGAUAUUUUUUGGGACUACAACUCCCCAGGUCAGGAAGGGGUGGUGGUUUAAUGAGAGAGAAAAUCCUUGCUAGAUUGGGCCAAAGACAUCCCUGUUCUCACAGGGGCCAAACUUGGGGAAAGCAUUCCUCUUGGGUGGUGGGGGGCUGGGAGCCCUCAAGCUCCCAGGUGCAAGAGUGCUCUCUCCCCACUUGCGAUUCCCAGUAAUUGGGUAUACAGCGGCAUACUGCCUCCAAAAUACUGCCAUGAAUAGGCCAAUAAUGAAAUCACCUAACCCUCUUCUUUAAACAAAUCGUUUUUAUUAAAUAUUUUUGGGUUACAUAAGUACGUACAUCACCUUUGUUUUCAGAUCAUAAAGUCCUUUCUACAGAUCAGUUAUAUUUGAUGUGAGACGUUAAAUGUUAAAGCCAUCCUGCUUCUGGUGUUGUUGUUUUUUUAAUUAACCCUGCUUUGGCUCUUUGUAAACAUGUUUUUAUGGGAGUUCCGAAAUUCGAUAUUCACAAUCCCCCCACCCACCCCCCGUCCGGGUUGACAGGACUGAGCAGGGAAUAAAUAAAGACCUAGGGGUUGAAA
Molecule: messenger RNA, 3130 nt
Organism: Zootoca vivipara (common lizard)
Lineage: Eukaryota; Metazoa; Chordata; Lepidosauria; Squamata; Lacertidae
Biological process (GO): regulation of gene expression
Cellular component (GO): nucleus
Source: RefSeq, a predicted model, not a curated record